This is a messenger RNA of Olea europaea var. sylvestris, 558 nucleotides long. RefSeq names its product ethylene-responsive transcription factor 5-like. The transcript is spliced from 2 exons. The coding region runs from base 1 to 558 and encodes 185 amino acids. Gene Ontology annotation, molecular function: DNA binding; DNA-binding transcription factor activity. NCBI's taxonomy places the organism in Eukaryota, Viridiplantae, Streptophyta, Magnoliopsida, Lamiales, Oleaceae. Gene Ontology annotation, biological process: regulation of DNA-templated transcription. The record is from RefSeq and is a predicted model, not a curated record.
AUGGCGACGCCAGCUAAAGCCUUAGCAUUGGAGCAAAUAAGAAUGCAUCUUCUCGAAGAGUUUUCUACUAGAGAAAUUGCAUUUGCUACUGACGUUGAAAAUCAAAGCAGCUCUAAAAUAACUUUGUCGAUUUCUAGCUCCCUGACUCUCUCGGAUUCAUUUUGUUCUCAAUCUGCAAGCAAUGAAUCUCCAAUUUCUAUCUCUUAUUACUCUACAAUUUCUCCAAUUUUUCAAGCUCCCGAUCCUAUUUUUUCAAGCGAAAUCAACUUGGAGGAGAAUCUGCAUUAUAGAGGAGUCCGACAGCAUCCGUGGGGCAAGUAUACGGCAAAGAUCUGGGACCCCAAUCAGCGUAGCUCGCGUAUCUGGCUGGGGACAUUCGAUACUGCCAUUGAGGCUGCAAAAGCCUACGACAAGGUGGCUUUUGAGUUGUGCGACAGCAAGGCGAUUGUGAAUUUCCCUCUAGAGAUACAAAGCAUGGAGUUUAGAUCGUGCGCCCCCAUGGAAGUCGGACGGAAGCGGUCCAGCGAAGGAGAGAGGCGGAAGAGGAAGCCGCACUAG